AUGGAAUUUGCUCUGAAUAAGAUUGAUAAACAUUGGGACAAUAACAGAAGCCUUAAUCAACAUAUGAAUGACCUGAAAAGGAAAGUAAUGGAAUUGAAUGGUGUGAAGGAAGAUAUAGAUUCUAGAAUGAAAGUAGAGCUGCAGCCAAGAAAGAAACUCAAAAGGGAGGUCCAGAUAUGGUUAGAAAACGUUGAAAGAAUCAAUGGCGAAGUUCAAAACCUUAAUGAACGAAUCGGUGAAAGUAGUACUCUUACACGUGGAUUUCAUGCAGAUGAUGUGUUAAAGAGGAUAAGAGAAGUUGAGGAACUUAUUCAGUUUUGUCGACAACAAGAUUAUCAGGUGAAAGGUACAAAGGUCUGUAUGGAAGAGAUUUGGAAGUGCUUGAUGGAUGAUGAGGUUGGAAAGAUUGGAGUUUGGGGGAUGGGUGGUGUGGGGAAAACAAGCAUCAUGAAACUUAUAAACAAUCAACUCUUACAAGAGAGGGAGAAGUUCGAUAUUGUGAUUUGGAUCACUGCACCCAAGGAGAUGAGUAUUGCUAAGCUACAGAAGGCCAUUGCAAGUCAAAUUAAAGUAACUUUUUGUGGUGACGAAUGUGAAACAAGAAGGGCACGGAUGCUGUUUGAAACAUUGUCUUGGAAGAGUAGAUUUGUGGUGAUCUUUGAUGAUAUAUGGGAAGCGGUUUCCCUUGAGAAGCUAGGAAUUCCUGAGCCAUCUACUGGGAUUAAAUUAGUGUUGAAAACUAAAAAAAGAAAACUAAAAAAAUGGGGGAGAUGA
This is a messenger RNA of Gossypium raimondii (Peruvian cotton), 774 nucleotides long. Its product is annotated as probable disease resistance protein At5g43740. Lineage: Eukaryota; Viridiplantae; Streptophyta; Magnoliopsida; Malvales; Malvaceae. The coding region runs from base 1 to 774 and encodes 257 amino acids. The record is from RefSeq and is a predicted model, not a curated record. Gene Ontology annotation, molecular function: ADP binding. The transcript is spliced from 2 exons.